AUGUCCAGCUACGCACGCUCAAUCAACUCGGUUGGAAACCGUCUGGGCUCCCAGAGAGCUCCCAGCAUGUAUGCUGGUGCCGGAGGCUCAGGGGUCCGCAUCUCCAGCGCAAACGUUUCCAGAAACUAUUCUCUUGGUUCCAGUGCUGGGGCCAGCGCUGGCUUCAACCUGGCCGAUGCUGUCGACAUCUCAGACAACAAGAAGAUGGCCAUGCAGAACCUGAACGACCGCCUGGCAUCCUACCUGGAGAAGGUGCGCAAGCUGGAAGAAGCCAAUGCUGAUCUGGAGCUGAAGAUCAGAAACUUCCUGGAGAGCAAAACUAAACCUCAGGCCCACAACUUCAGUGCAUUCAGCGCCACCAUCAGCGACCUGCAGAACAAGAUCUUAAUAGCCACCAGGAGCAACGGCUCUCUCUACCUGUCAGUCGACAACGCCAAGCUGGCUGCUGACGACUUCAAGGUUAAGUACGAGAACGAGCUGACCAUGCGUCAGUCCGUGGAGGCCGACAUUGCUGGGCUGAAGAGAGUCCUGGACGAGCUGACCCUGGGAAGAUCUGAUCUGGAGAUGCAGAUCGAGGGCCUGAAGGAGGAGCUGAUCAUCCUCAAGAGAAACCACGAGGAGGACCUGCUUGCCAUGAGGGCCCAGGUGGGAGGUCAGGUGAAUGUGGAGGUUGAUGCUGCUCCUCAGGCAGACCUCAGUGCUGUCAUGUCUGGAAUCAGAGAACACUACGAGGCUGUCGCUACCAAGAGCCGCAGAGACCUGGAGAGCUGGUUCCAGGCCAAGACUGAAGAUAUCAAUAAGGAGGUCGCUGUGAGCACAGAGACUCUUCAGUCUUCACGCUCCGAAAUCACAGAAGUCAAACGCACUGUGCAGGGACUGCAGAUCGAGCUCCAGUCUCAGCUCAGCAUGAAAGCAUCUCUUGAAGGAACCCUCGCUGAAACCAACAACCGCUACGCCACCAUGCUGGCAGGGUACCAGAGGCAGGUGAUGGCUCUGGAGGAACAGCUUGGCCAGCUGAGAGCCGACCUAGAGCGCCAGGGUCAGGAGUACCAGGUGCUGCUGGACAUGAAGACCAGACUGGAGCUGGAGAUUGCGGAGUACAGAAGGCUGCUGGAUGGAGAGCUGACAACACCUCUCGCCUCCACCACCACAACAACAACUAAAAGAGUUGUAAUCAUCACCAAAGAGGUCGUCGACGGGGAAGAGAUCAGCUCUGAAACUACAGUGGCUUAAUGAAACAUCAAACAUAUACAUCAGCACUUAACGAGCCGUUCUCAGA
Messenger RNA from Notolabrus celidotus (New Zealand spotty), 1279 nucleotides. RefSeq names its product keratin, type I cytoskeletal 13-like. Gene Ontology annotation, molecular function: structural molecule activity. The transcript has 7 exons. The coding region runs from base 1 to 1233 and encodes 410 amino acids. NCBI's taxonomy places the organism in Eukaryota, Metazoa, Chordata, Actinopteri, Labriformes, Labridae. The record is from RefSeq and is a predicted model, not a curated record.